UUUUAGUCUGUCAUCUAAUUUCCACUUGAAAUACAUAAGUACUUUUGAAAUUUUAUCGAUAGUUUCAAUUCACUGAUGUCUCCAAUUUCAUCAAAACUAUUUGCAAUUUAAAAAACGAACUGAAUAAGAACUCCACGAGCACUUCGCAAAAAAAAAACAUUCCUAAAGAAAUCCUUUAAUACCCAUCCAUAUAUUUACAGCUUAAAUUAUAAUUCAGGAAUUAGUUGCUGCUGCUCCUAAACCGUUUUUAUGCCAACUAAUUAGAAGAGUUUGCGAUAAACUCAUCAGAGGAAUGUGGACAAGAAACGUCUUUCUUAAUAACAUCGGCAUCUGUGCGUGCAUGAGAAUUAAAUCCUCUCUAGUUUCAUAAUAAUAUAUCAAUUUAAUGAUUUUAAUAGCUGCUGCCACUGGACUAUGGAACAAUUGAAAUUCUUCUGAUGGUGCGUUAUUGUUGCAAAAACAUUCAUACAACCGAUGUCUUACAAUAAUUCGCUCAGUAUGACUUGAUUUAAUAAUAAUACAAAUCGACUCUUGUUGAAUACCAAAAUAGCUUUAAUGGAUGGCCAAAGAGUUUACUGUUAUUAUGCUCGCAUGGAAGUAAUUCUAAAUAGAUUUAUGAUUAUAAUAAUAAAUAACCAAAUCAUGUGGGCAGCUGAAAAUUUUCACGAAAAAAACAAAACACGCCCAAAAUGUGUCCAGGUGUAAAAUGCGGGCGAAGAAACGCACGAGCCAAAUGGAUACAUAAUUUACCUUUUUUUAAAACCAUCUUUUCGUCAGUUGGUAAAGGGUCAGAAGUUAUGUUCGGUUACAUUGAAGAGGAAGUUUUGUUCUAUGAGAAAUCAAAAAAACCAUCAAAAGCGAAAAGCUAUUCCGGACACGUGCCUCAUAAGGAAAAACCACCACAAGUGGUUGCUAAAAGAAACGCUAGGGAGAGGAGGAGAGUUGAAGCUGUUAACGAUGCUUUUGUUAAACUGAGAAAUGCUGUACCUAUCCAGAAUACAAGGGGUAAACGGAUAAGUAAAGUAAAAACCCUCCUUUGCGCCAUCGAUUAUAUUCGUGCCCUGGACCAGAUUCUGCAAGAUUGUCAUCGCAAUUUUUCAUCUUCCUAUAAUGACGUGCUACAGUUAGAAAAUGAAGACCGCUCACCAAUGGCAUGGGAUUUUGCGUUUUAAUA
Messenger RNA from Ceutorhynchus assimilis (cabbage seed weevil), 1174 nucleotides. Lineage: Eukaryota; Metazoa; Arthropoda; Insecta; Coleoptera; Curculionidae. The record is from the annotation of a GenBank genome assembly.